This is a messenger RNA of Quercus robur (English oak), 1116 nucleotides long. RefSeq names its product disease resistance protein SUMM2-like. The coding region runs from base 1 to 1116 and encodes 371 amino acids. The record is from RefSeq and is a predicted model, not a curated record. NCBI's taxonomy places the organism in Eukaryota, Viridiplantae, Streptophyta, Magnoliopsida, Fagales, Fagaceae. The transcript is spliced from 2 exons. Gene Ontology annotation, molecular function: ADP binding.
AUGGAGAUUUUAGGCUCAAUUCUUGAGCUUGGGAAAAUAAUAUUGGCUCCGAUUAUUGAAUAUUAUAAUCAUUACAGAGGUGCUGAUGAACAUUUGAAAAAUCUAAAGAGAAAACGAGAUGAUUUAGAAUGCAAAAAGUCGGACAUAGAAUUAGAAAUGAGGGGAGAACUUGUUCCAGGAAAGAAACCAAAAAGAGAAGUUAAAUCUUUGCUCCAAAAGGUAGAAACGAUUAAUGAGGAGAUACAAAAGAUUGAGCAAGAGGCUAUCAGAGGGAAGUAUCUCUCACGUAUGCACUUUGAAAGAGUUGCUUGCGGGAAGAUACUAGAGGUGACAGAAUUAAUUGAUCAAAGUUGUGGUUUCGGUGAUGGUUUGGUAAUUGGUCCACCUGUAAGGAAUGGAGACGAAUUGCCAACAAGAGUAUUAGUGGGAGAGAGUACAGCCAAAAGAACAUUGGAAAAGAUUUGGGAACACUUGUUAGAUGAAGAUUUUAGAAUAGUUGGUGUUUAUGGUAUGGGAGGAAUUGAGAAUGAACUCUCUAAGUUCAAGGAUGAAACAACGAGGGCAGGGAAGUUGUAUGCAGAAUUGAAAAAAAGGAAGAGGUAUGUGCUAAUCCUAGAUGAUAUGUGGAAAGCAUUUCCUUUGGAAAUUGUAGGGAUCCCAGAGCCUACUUCAGCAAAUGGUUGCAAAUUGGUAUUGACGACUCGAGAUGUUAAUGCUUGUAAUGGAAUGAAUUGUGUAAAUGUUAAAAUGGAGCUUCUUUCAAUAAAAGAGUCCUGGGAUUUGUUUUUGAAAACAGUGGGCUGUGAUGUUUCGAAUAUUCCAAAAGAUGUUGUGGAAGGAGUUGUCAAAGAAUGUGCCCAUUUGCCUCUUGCAAUCAUCACUGUAGCAGGAAGUUUGAAAAAUGUAGUCGAUAUUUCAGAGUGGAGGAACACAUUGAAUGAGUUGAAGACACCAGUGAAGGGUCUCGAACAUGUAGAUGUAGUAUUUCAGAAGCUUCAACUUAGUUAUAAACGCUUAAACGAUAAGAAACUCCAACGUUGUCUCUUGUUUUGUGCACUAUACCCUGAAGACUACGAGAUUUAUAGAGACAAUUUGAUAGUGCAUUUGAUUGAUUAG